This is a messenger RNA of Archocentrus centrarchus (flier cichlid), 2148 nucleotides long. RefSeq names its product PDZ domain-containing protein 4-like. The coding region runs from base 334 to 2148 and encodes 604 amino acids. The transcript is spliced from 12 exons. Lineage: Eukaryota; Metazoa; Chordata; Actinopteri; Cichliformes; Cichlidae. The record is from RefSeq and is a predicted model, not a curated record. Gene Ontology annotation, molecular function: protein binding.
ACAGAGAAUAAGCAUCCAAUUUAUUAAAUAAAGGAUUUUUAUCAGCAGGGAAUAAAGAUUUCAUCAUCACUUCCUUUUGGCUCGAACCUGGUGAUCUGAGUUUAUCAAAUUUUGGAAGCUCAUUUUAGGUUAAAGGUCACAGUGAUUACAAAAGGCUAAACAAGCAAGACAGCAGACAGAAAGCACUGGCCUGAGGACAUCAGAUUCAGAGGUGAAAGGUCAGACAAACCAGCUGGAUUACUGGUACAGACUGGCAGCUGUUUCCUGAGGGACCUGCAGCAACAGAGACAACAGAGACUCACAUCAAGCAGCCAGACAGACUGAGACGCCAUCAUGGGCUGCAACAUGUGUGUGGUCAAACGCCCAGAGGAGCAGUACAGGAUCAUGUUCCAGCAGAAAGGCUGGAGUAACUCCCUGCGGCCGAUGGACAGGCACGGGAACAUAAAGCUCAAAGGAAGAAGACCCUCUCAGCUCCCAUUAGACAGAUCACAGAACUCCCAGGAGCCUUUGCACCAGCCUGGGUUGGUUCGCAGGAGUCACAGGAGGAAAGGUACGCUGGUGUGCAGUAACGGGACAGUCAGCUCCUCUGUCUCUUCCAUCGCCAUGGUAGCGAUCCCCGACUGUGUUGACAACGCAACCCAGACUGACAUCAGUUUCCAGAGCACUGUACCCCUGGGGAGAAGCAGGGGUCACCAUCACCACCACCAUGGUCGGGGAGGCUCCUCCUCUCCCCCUCCCCCUCCUCCAUCGCCUCCCCUCCCAUACGAGCCAUACGAGAUCAAUGAGUUCUGUGUGUUUGAGUACAAUGACCCCAAUGACUACUUUGAUGUGUCAAACCAUGAGGUGGACAGGCAGGACGACCUGGAGUAUGAGGAGGUGGAGCUGUACAAGUCCAGCCAGCAGGAGAAGCUGGGUCUGACAGUCUGCUACAGGACGGACGACGAAGAGGAUCUCGGGAUUUAUGUCGGGGAGGUUAAUCCGAACAGCAUCGCAGCCAAAAAUGGACGCAUCAGAGAGGGUGACCGAAUACUGCAGAUUAACGGAGUGGACAUUCAGAACAGAGAGGAAGCUGUGGCCAUUUUGAGCAGAGAGGACAGCAUCAACUUUUCCCUGCUGCUGGCCAGGCCCGACACAGAGAAUGAAAACCCCAUCGAUCCAGAGGAGGAGAUGGAGCUGACUCUGGAAGGAGGAGAUUUUCCCACAAACCCCCGCACUUCAUGCUCUCUCAACUCCUCUAAUAUGUCUGGCUACUACCGCCUCCACCAUGGAGGAGAAGGCAGUUCAUCCUGUCCUGUAGGAGGAGUAGGGGGAGGCAGAGAAGGUGAGGUGGAAGAUGAAGAGGAUGAAGAAGGAGAGGACGGUGAGAGAGGGGAGAAGGAUGACAAAGAGCCACCUGUCCCCCUCCCUCCUCAGCUGAACUUGGCACCUCUGCUGUCAAACAGCCAGGAGCUGGACAGCGGGGUGGGCCGGACAGAUGACAGCACUCGCUAUGAAGAUACAUCUGAACAUGACCUGCUGGGUGAUCAGACCAGUGCCUGCAACACCAACACAACCAACACACCAGGCAGCACCAGGAAGUUCAGACCUGGACCCAGCCCCAGGCCGAGUCCUAGACCCAGCCCUGGCCUUGGCCCCAGCCCCAGACCGAGCCCCAGCCCUGGGCAUGGUCGAGGAGACACCACCCCUCCUUUCCUCCACCACCGUGACCUCCAGCUAAGCUGUGACUCCCUCCCAGGUAUGGAUUGGGCAGCUGGAGGAGGAACAGCAGGAGCAGCAUACAGCCCCCACCACCAUCAUCACCACAAGCAUUACCACCACCAUCACCACCCUCUGACAAUGACCAUGAUGAUGCCGGGGCUCACAGAGGAAGAGUGCCAGCGUUACCAGGAGCUGUUAGAGAUCAAACAUCAAUAUGAGAGACACAAUGAAAGACGGCGGAGAGAGCUGGAGAAGAACGAACAAGGAGGCACUGAAGCAGAAGUUAAAGACCACGAGAACGGAGAGGCAGAGGAGGAAGCUGACGGCGGUCGUCACAUCCUCCAUGCUUUCUAUGGUGGCCAGGUCUGUGUAUUUCUCUCUGCAGUAGCUCAGAGCUUCAGUCCAGUUCUUCAGCUCAUAAACAACCUGGUAGCGACCGUUAACACCUGA